Penicillium vulpinum is the source of this 1122-nucleotide messenger RNA. Its product is annotated as Major facilitator superfamily domain general substrate transporter. The record is from RefSeq and is a predicted model, not a curated record. Gene Ontology annotation, biological process: transmembrane transport; carbohydrate transport. Bases 1 to 1122 code for a protein of 373 amino acids. Lineage: Eukaryota; Fungi; Ascomycota; Eurotiomycetes; Eurotiales; Aspergillaceae. Gene Ontology annotation, cellular component: membrane. Gene Ontology annotation, molecular function: carbohydrate:proton symporter activity. The transcript is spliced from 6 exons.
AUGAUGGCCAGCCUUUCACGGAGUUAUCCGGCGAUAGAACUUGAUUAUACGCUUGGUGGUGAUUCCGAUGUGACCAGCCUGUCUUCGGGCGACAUCGAUUUGACAAGGCCUGAGAUUCUUCAAAUCGUCCUGGAAGCGGACGAGUUCGUCACCAAAUAUGACUUGGCCGACAUCCGAGAAAUUAUACGGAAGGGGGCGUUACUGUUCUAUCAUCCACAUAAUCUCGCGCAGAUCGAAGAAGAGAUGGGAUAUUUGGAAAACCAAGGAAAUAGUAUUAAGGGACCGGGUAAACCACCGGGGUCGAGUGUUUCUAUAGCUAUAUGCUACGCGGCUAUGUUCCUCUGCGAUUUCCUAGGUUCCUCUGCUCCCAUCGAGGUGUUUUACCCACGACUAGACGAGGGUCAGCCCUAUUUGGGGUCCGAGGGGCUCUGGUUUUGGGAAUACCCGAAAGGGUUCUGGGAAACAGUUCUGCUCUACAGUCUUGCACCACUUGUAUCCGCACUGCUUGGCUUUUGGCUCUCACUAAGCUUGAAUCGAUACUGGGGUCGACGUCGGGCGUUUUCCGUGGCAGCGGCCCUCGCACUAGUGGCUAUUUUUGAUAGGUUUCUUUGCCAUGACUGGGAGUACCUUGCUAUAGCUGACAUUUUCGCUCGUGUUGCAACAACGAUGUUGAACUGUACAUCAUUUUUGUACAUCGCCGAGAUAAGUGAAGCAUCAAGACGGAGCUCCACCGUGGCGAAAUGGUAUUUUGGGUCUUCACUAUUGAGCAUGGUUGCCCAAUUCAUCUAUGACCCGGCGCUUUUGAGCUUCAUCAUUUCAACGUUAGCCGCCUGUGUCGUUCUGGGUCUUUCCAUCCAAAUACCGGAUUCUCCCUACUGGUUGACACUGAAUGGCAAAGUCCAUGAGGCACAUGAGUCGCUCCGGAGCCUUCGAGACACAGAGAUUAUAGCCGCGCGUGACCUCUACCAGAUAUACAUUCUCGACGGCCAGAGCGACUUAAGGAAUGGCAAUCUUACUUGGCCAAAGCCUUUACCCCGGCUCAUCGAAUCUUUUCAGACAUCCAUCUUAGAUCAAUGGUCUUUGGGCAAAUUGAGUUACCAGAUCUGGCUUUCCACUCAAUAA